Neoarius graeffei (lesser salmon catfish) is the source of this 901-nucleotide messenger RNA. RefSeq names its product histone H3. The record is from RefSeq and is a predicted model, not a curated record. The transcript has a single exon. Gene Ontology annotation, cellular component: nucleosome. NCBI's taxonomy places the organism in Eukaryota, Metazoa, Chordata, Actinopteri, Siluriformes, Ariidae. The coding region runs from base 339 to 749 and encodes 136 amino acids. Gene Ontology annotation, molecular function: structural constituent of chromatin; DNA binding; protein heterodimerization activity.
UAGUGUGCUGGCGAUAAAGGAAGGCUGAUGGGUGAAAAUAGAUUAUGACGGCGCUGUCCGUGCGGCGAUUGAACCUACAAAACGCGCUAAGCUGCGCUGUUGGCUCUGCGGAGCUGCGCGAGCGGCAAUAAAUUAGGGGCGGGUGUGGCUGUUUCAAACUGUGUCGGCGGGAAAAGACGGUCCAAUAGCGAAUAGGUGACGCAGCGCGUUCUCUCCAAUGACAGGCGACCGCGUUCAAGACGCCCAAUGAGCGCAGGGCGCUGUUAGAGUUGAAAAAGCCAGCGUCCGCCGGUGCCGUUUAUUCUGUUUCUCAUCUGUGAAGUGCAGAGCUCACCGCCAUGGCAAGAACCAAGCAGACGGCCCGUAAAUCCACUGGUGGCAAGGCGCCCAGGAAGCAGCUCGCCACGAAGGCUGCCCGCAAGAGCGCCCCCGCUACCGGCGGCGUGAAGAAGCCUCACCGUUACAGGCCCGGCACCGUGGCUCUGAGGGAGAUCCGCCGUUAUCAGAAAUCUACUGAGCUGCUCAUCCGUAAGCUGCCCUUCCAGCGCCUGGUAAGAGAAAUCGCUCAGGACUUUAAGACCGAUUUGCGCUUCCAGAGCUCGGCUGUCAUGGCGUUGCAGGAGGCGAGCGAGGCAUACUUGGUCGGCCUGUUCGAGGACACUAACCUGUGUGCCAUCCACGCCAAGAGAGUGACCAUCAUGCCCAAGGACAUUCAGCUGGCACGCCGUAUUCGCGGAGAGCGCGCUUAAACGCGGACUCCGUCUAACGCACACAAAGGCUCUUUUAAGAGCCACCUCACUGUCUCACAGAAACGAGCCCGUCUCCAUCCCCUGCACGGAACACCGUUCUGUUUGAGCUCACGGUUCGAGUGGAGUCGGAGCAGUGAAACAGAACAGCUGUU